Gastrolobium bilobum is the source of this 2939-nucleotide messenger RNA. RefSeq lists its product as uncharacterized. Bases 67 to 2721 code for a protein of 884 amino acids. NCBI's taxonomy places the organism in Eukaryota, Viridiplantae, Streptophyta, Magnoliopsida, Fabales, Fabaceae. The record is from RefSeq and is a predicted model, not a curated record. Gene Ontology annotation, molecular function: protein binding. The transcript has 13 exons.
CAGGUAAUUAGGGUUUCAAAAUCCCCGCCAAUUCUCUCUCUCUCCCUCUCUCUCUACGCAACUGCAAUGGCGAUGGAGGGAAAGAAACUCGAAACCCCCACCCUAGCCUCUACACCCAUUGGUGGUGUUGGUGGAGAGGAUUCUCCAAAGAACCAUCCAUUGAGUUUGAGCCCCAGAGAUCGCAUUGUCUCUGUUGCUUCCAACGUGGCUUCACAGCCUCUUAUCAAUUCUGAUCCUAACGUUUGGGGCGUCCUCACUGCCAUCUCCAACAAUGCCCGCAAAAGGCACCAGGGAAUUAAUAUUUUAUUAACUGCUGAUGAGCACUGCAUCGGGCGAUUGGUAGAUGAUGUGCGUUUCCAGAUUGAUUCAACCUCUGUUAGUGCAAAUCAUUGCAGAAUAUACAGGAUGAGGAUUACUACCGAAAAUAUGGAGAACACCUCAUCAAUAUUCUUGAAAGAUACAAGCACAAAUGGAACUUACCUUAACUGGGAGAAGUUGAAAAAGAAUGGUUCUGCUGUCAAAGUCUGCCAUGGUGAUAUUAUAUCAUUUGCUGCUCCUCCUCAGUAUGAACUUGCAUUUGCUUUUGUAUAUCGAGAAGUGCUUGUGUCUGCCCCAUUGCCAGAAAAUUCAGUUGCUAAAAGAAAAGCAGAGGAUUUUGUUUCUGAGAACAAGAGAUUGAAAGGUUUAGGUAUUGGUGCUCCUGAGGGUCCCAUAUCUCUUGAUGAUUUUAGAAGCCUUCAAAGAUCAAACACGGAACUAAGAAAGCAAUUGGAGAAUCAGGUGGUUAUAAUUGAUACUUUGCGUAGUGACAGCCGUGCAGCUAUUGAGCGUCAUGAAAGUGAAUUGAAAACAGUCAAAGAGUCGGUUGCAAAAUGUUACCUUGAUCAAUUAAAAGAAUUACAGCAAAUGGUGGAUCUAAAACAGAAGGAACUGGGGGAUGUCAACAGAGCAUCUGCUGAACAAAAACAUGCUCUGGAAGACCUUAAUGAAAGGCUUAGUGCUUCUAUGCAGUCAUGUGCUGAAGCAAAUGCUAUAAUAAGUAGUCAAAAGGUGAAUAUAGCUGAACUUAAGGAACAAUUAGAUGAAGAGAGGACUCAGCGAAAAGAAGAGCGAGAAAAGGCUGCAGCUGAUCUAAAAGCUGCUGUUCAUAGAGCCCAGUCUGAGGCUCAAGAGGAAUUAAAACGACUCUCAGAUGCUGCUUUAAGAAGAGAAAGAGAGCUACAAGAAACAAUAAAUAAGCUACAGGAGUCAGAGAGAGAAAUGUGUUUACUGGUCGAAACCUUGAGGUCCAAGCUGGAGGAUACUAGGCAAAAGUUGGUUGCCUCUGAUAAUAAGGUUCGCCAGUUGGAAGCCCAAGUACAUGAACAGAAACUGGCCACUGAAAAUGGAAUGAAGAAAGUCGAAGAACUUGAACAGGAAGCAAGAAGAUUAAGGAAAGAGCUUGAAAGUGAAAAGCAGGCAGCUCGAGAGGAAGCAUGGGCUAAAGUUUCUGUUCUUGAGCUUGAGAUAAAUGCUGCAAUGCGAGAUCUUGAUUUUGAGAGGCGGAGGUUAAAAGGUGCCAGGGAAAGACUUAUGCUUCGGGAAGCACAGCUACGAGCAUUUUAUUCCACUACGGAGGAGAUACAAGGGCUGUUUGCUAAGCAACAGGAACAAUUGAAGGCUAUGCAGAGAACUCUAGAAGAUGAAGAGAAUUAUGAGAAUACUUCUGUAGAUAUGGAUGGAGUCGUAGGUGGAGCCUCAGGCAGGGAAAAAGAAGUUGCAGGAUACCAUAGCAACAGUGCUGCCAAGGCAGGAUCAACUACUUCCGCACAGAAGCUCAACAGAGAUCAAAUUGAAACAUCAAGCAACGAAGCAAGUGUCACUGAGAAGCAUGACUGUGAUAUAAGAAGUGAAGAAUGCCAAAAUACACAAGAGGCAGAAUUCACCAGUGCUGAUCACAACCAUGGUGUCAGAGGUGGCUUUGGCUCUGAUAUUGAACAUGUUGGCACAGCAGCUAUGAUGGAGGGAGAUGUUGUAGGCACUGAGCGGGUUCUCGAAACUGAAAGUCCUGCAAAUGAUGGUGAGCGGAAUAUUGAUUUGAACAAGUGUGGUCCUCUAGAUGGAGACACUAUGCAGUUAGAUGAUGAUAUCAAUGUACAAGAAACCGAGGAGCAUGCUCAAAGACCUUGUCGUGAAGUUUUACAUCACUCACAAUCCAAUAAUCCAGUAGACACUCAAAAGACCCUUGAGGAUGCAGAAGCUGGAGGCUUAAUCAGAACAGCUGACCUUUUAUCUUCUGAAGUCGCUGGUAGCUGGGCUUGCAGUACAGCCCCUUCUGUGCUUGGAGAAAAUGAAUCUCCAAGUAGAGACAAUAAUGAAGCUUCUGGGGCAUUGCAUGAUUCAAAUACCCUGGUGGCUGAGAGUCAGAGCACUCAUUCUGAUGCUGCUGCCGCCAGACAGAAUGAACGACUUGCAGUAAUUGAGAUGAUUGGCAUUGUUGCUCCAGAUUUAAGGGAGCAAUUUGGAGGUUCUGGAUAUGAUGGUGAUCAAGGGAAAGAAGACCAUGGUGGUUCAUCUGACUCAGAUACUGAGAGUUGUAGCGACCCUGGCAAUGAUGAUAGAGCCUUUGCAAAGGGUGGAUCAAUAUCUGAUGAAGAAACUCAGGGUAGUGACCAUGGCGAGGAGGUUCAAAAGCAGGAUGAUGCCAUGGAUGAAGAUGAUGAAGCCACUCAAGAAGAUUGAUUUUCUUGGAUAGCUGUGGACUGUACGUAGAUUUGUUGUAGAUGCUGAAGGAAUCUCCUGUAUUUUUACUGAUCAGUCUCUUGCUUUCCUCACCCUCUAUAACUAUAUUUAAGGCUUUUUUUUUUUGUAAUUAAUUUAUUAAUCUUAUGGGUUUUGUUGCCAUUCUGUUUCAUUAAAUGCAAAUAAUGUAUAAAUGAGGUAUGAACUUGCUAGUUAGU